GUUGACAUGCCGUCGACCUUUCACAUCCGACACGUGUGAUAUUUCUGUACUACAAGUGUUUCAAUGGAUUGUAUUCCUGUAGUUUUGCUCGUUAUUUUGGGCCACUAUGGGGUUAUAUGUAACCCCCAGGAUAACAAGCGGUUUCUCUUUGACCAGACGGCAGGACUCACCACACCAGAUCCCGCCUACCUGGCAGCAGAGGUGAAGUACAUGCGUGACCAACUGCACGGACUGAGUGACAAAAACAUGGAGCUGACCGUACAAAACUCGAUAUUGUCAUCUCAAGUACAGCAGCAAAACACAGUCAUCAACUCCCUGAAAAUUAAUGCAACAAACUUGGAAAACUCACAUAGCCUGGAAAAAUCUGCCUUGAAUGACAAGAUCAAUGAACUGGAGACUAAACUGAAUGAGUCCAAUAUCUCAGUCAUUCAAAUGAUGUCGAAUAUAAGCAGCUGCAUCUCGCUUAGAAAUCAACUUGAAAAUGCAUUAAACGCAUCACACAGCAAGGUUGAUCUCUUGGAGAAGAAGCUGAACAAUUCUAUGGAUAUCUACAAUUCUUCUGUGCAUACUGCACUUGAGCAAUGUAAAAAGAACGAGUCUUCACUUGUGCAGCAGCUGCAGAAUACCAGUACCAUACAACAGGACUGUUCUCAUCAAAACACCGUGUUGACUCACCAAAACACCGUGUUAACUCACCAAAACACCGUGUUCACUGCAGAAGUAAAUCACUUGCAGACUCAGUUGAAUGAGUCAACUUCCCUCAUCCAAACAUUGGAAUCCAACUGGACAACGUGCCUCAAACACACUAGUCAGCUGGAAGAAUCGCUAAAUGUAUCUAAUGCUAGAAACCAUCUCCUGGAGAACCAGCUGAGCAGCAUCUUGACGGAUAGGAAUAACCUCAGCACAGCUCUCUCUCAGUGUCAUCUAAUAUCCAACACAUUGCCUUCUAAUAUCACCAAUCCAGCUACAUCUUCCUGUGGAUCUUUCCCAAGUACAGAUUUUUCAGACUGUGGUCUCGACUUGGUUUUCCUUAUCGACGAGUCUGGGAGUGUUGGUAGCUACAACUUUCUCAUGCUCAAAGACUUCAUCCAUAAGAUUGUCCAAGGCCUGAAAAUUGGCGGAAGUGACGUACAAGUAGGCGUGGUAACUUAUGCGACCUCCCCCAGGACGGAGUUUUAUCUUAACACGUACUCUGACAAAGCCUCCCUGCUUAAUGCUGUGCAGAACAUUUCGUUCAACCAUCCAGGUCUCACUUUGACAUCACGUGGUUUCCAGUUUGUGGCUGACAAUCUCUUUAACAGCACUAAUGGGGACAGGCCGGGAUAUCCGAACACGCUGGUUCUUUUAACCGAUGGCAGUCCAUUGCUUCCUUCACACGCUAAGCUGCAGGCUGAAAAACUGCUAAACCAGAGCGUGGACAUUUUUGUUGUUGGAAUCUCCAAGGAUGUCGACAGACAAGAAAUGAUAGAAAUAACGAAAGAUUCUUCCCAUGUUCAAACGUUCACUGACUUUGGGAACCUGGAUAACCCCUCAGCUGUUCGAGAUUUCGUCAACAUGCUCAUGACAGGAUGCAAAAAUUUGUAUUUGACGCACUCACUUUUGAAAGACCCUAAAAUUGUAUCGGAUUUGCAGUCUAAGAUAUGUACGAAUUCAAUGAUUUAAUAAAUUCAGUUAUCCAU
This is a messenger RNA of Ostrea edulis (European flat oyster), 1679 nucleotides long. RefSeq lists its product as uncharacterized. Bases 64 to 1662 code for a protein of 532 amino acids. The transcript is spliced from 3 exons. The record is from RefSeq and is a predicted model, not a curated record. NCBI's taxonomy places the organism in Eukaryota, Metazoa, Mollusca, Bivalvia, Ostreida, Ostreidae.